AUGGCUCAAGGGAUUGAACUGGAGCGAGAGAGAUUCUGCUGCUGUCUCUGCACCAACCUGCUCAGGGAUCCAGUGACCAUACCUUGUGGUCACAACUUCUGCAUGAUCUGCAUCAGCAAACGCUUGGACAAUGAAGAAGGUUCAGGCAUCUACAUAUGCCCUCAAUGCAGUGAGAUCUUCAUAUCGAGGCCUAUGCUGAUUAAAAACAGCAUGACAGCAUUAGUAAUCGAUGAGUUGAUGAAGAAUGAAGUCCAACCUGAGGUUCCAGAUAUAUACCGCGAUACUGAAUCUAUAGACGUGGCUUGGGAUUUUUGCUCUGAGAUGAAGGUGAAAGCUGUAACACAUCUCCAGCCUCACAAUGAGGUGCCUCCUUUAAGGAAACACAGGUUGGUGGAACCAACUGCAAGUCUUGAGGAGAGCAUCUGUCCUGUGCAUCAAGAAGUGAUGAAGGUGUUCUGCCAGACCGAUCAGCGGUGCAUCUGUUAUCUCUGCUCCAAGGACAGCCACAAAGGCCACAACAAAGUCUCCAUGUCUGCUGAACGGACGGAGAGGCAGGAGGAGCUUCGGGUGGUUCGGCAAAAGAUGCAGCUGAGGAUCGUAGAGAAGAAGAAAGAUGUGAGGACUAUUCAGCAGGAGGAAGAUGCAGUAAGUCAUGCUGCUGAUAGUGCACUGAGUACUACUGAAGUGGUUUUUACAGAACUCAGUGAGAUAAUAGAGAAAAAACUCUCUCGGAUGAAGGAAAAGAUAAAUUCUCAACAGAGCAUUGAACUGGGUCUCUUCAGAAAAGUUCGGCAUAAGGUGGAGGAGGAGAUUCUGGAGUUGAACAGGAAAGAUAUUGAACUGGACAAACUGUCCCGCACAGAAGACCAUGCUCAUUUUCUGCUGAAGUAUCCGUCGUUGUCUCGUCUGAGUAUAUCUAGAGAACAGCCAAGCAUCGGGAUCCACCGCCAGCGUAACUUUGACCUUGUUCCUGCCACUGUUUUAGAGGCCAGAACGAGACUGCACAAGGUUCUCGAUGAAGAAUGUGAAAAGAUUCUGCUUGCAAUUACUAGCUCUACGGCUUUGCCUGAUAUGCCUGAAAAAAAGCCUGAAGAGAAGAUCAGGAAGCCCAGAGUUGAUUUCUAUAAUACUGUAGGAAUUUCCAAACCAGCACAAAGACAGACCACCACUCAGUUUAUGCAAGCCAAACUCUUGCAGAACCUUGAUAGUAACACUCCUUUCAGCUAUAUAAAACCCAAACUUCCUGACCCCAGUGGUAGUUUAAGACUUCCCAGACAAAAGUCUGAAGACUUACCCAGCAGUGAAUACUUCACUGACAAAAAGGCUGAACCAACCAGAAACGUCUUCCCUGACAGGGGACAUGAAAAUCCUGAUGUUAUACCACCAAUUGAUAGACUUGAUGUUUUACCUAUCAGUCCUAUAAGAGGCAACGAAAAUGUUUUAAAAACUAGAGCAAACUUUCUAGAAUAUGCCUGCAAGGUCACACUGAAUCCAGACACUGCAUUCCCCAAACUGUUGCUAACUAAGGAGAACAGAAAAGUAACAUUUGUAAGCGAAGAACAGGAUUACCCCAACCACCCAGACAGGUUUAUUUACACCUGGCAGGUCCUGAGUCAGCAGAGCCUUACUGGCCGCUGCUACCUGGAAGUGGAGAGGACUGGGAAAGGAGUCAUGGUGGCGAUGGCUUACAAAGGCAUCAGCAGAGCCGGGACCUUUAGCGACUGCAUGUUUGGACAGAACGGCACCUCUUGGGGUCUUGAUUGUUUUAAGAACAGUUGCGAAUUCAGACACAACAAGAACAAAACUCCCAUCCCAGGCACAUGGUCCUCCAGAGUGGGAGUGUACCUGGAUUAUAAAGCAGGUAUUCUGGCUUUCUACUCUGUCUCUGAAACUAUGACGCUCCUCCACAGAGUCGAGACCAGAUUCACCGAGCCGCUCUACGUUGGACUCUGGCUUUCAGAUGGAGCAACUGCUGAGAUCUGUAAACUAGUGUAGGGUGGGAUUGUUAGGUUUUGGACUUAAUGUGACGUAAUUAAAUUAUUGGAGGUGUAAUUAAAUAAGUCAGUUCGUUGGUGACAAGAAACAACUUGACAUGCUUUCUGUAUUUCAUCAUUGACUCCAGUAUGUCAUUUUGCCUCUUGUGGUGAAUUUUUAAUUUCACACUUGACAUUCAUUUUUUAUAUUUUCACUUUAUGAAAUGAAAAAAUAUUUCAAACUAUUGUAAUAAAACUACACAACUGCCUUUGUGCUUGGCAUAGGAUCGUUAAAUUUUAUUUGCUUUUUUUGUCUGU
Gambusia affinis (western mosquitofish) is the source of this 2291-nucleotide messenger RNA. RefSeq names its product tripartite motif-containing protein 16-like. Bases 1 to 1995 code for a protein of 664 amino acids. Gene Ontology annotation, molecular function: protein binding; zinc ion binding. The record is from RefSeq and is a predicted model, not a curated record. The transcript has 2 exons. Lineage: Eukaryota; Metazoa; Chordata; Actinopteri; Cyprinodontiformes; Poeciliidae.